Molecule: messenger RNA, 687 nt
Organism: Parastagonospora nodorum SN15
Lineage: Eukaryota; Fungi; Ascomycota; Dothideomycetes; Pleosporales; Phaeosphaeriaceae
Exons: 2
Coding region: 1-687 (228 amino acids)
Cellular component (GO): nucleus; cytoplasm
Molecular function (GO): protein binding
Source: RefSeq, a predicted model, not a curated record
AUGAGAGAACGACAGAAAGAGCUGAAUGGAGGCCUUGAGCUAGCAAUACCUGCAUCAUCCCAAGAAGUCAUCGCACGACUCUUGACCCUAGGUGCAACACUGAACUCACGCUCAUGCCUUACUUUUCUUGCAAGACAGGAGCCUGCUAUCCUCCAACUGCUGCUAGAUUUCGGCUGGGAUGUUAAUUCCACUGAGACAAACUUUGCCACUGUCCACCUCGCCGUCGAAUAUGAAAUUUCGCUCGGCUGGUUGCUCGAACACGGCGCAGAUCCAAGCGUCAGUUCAGAAAGACGCACCAUAGGAUCCUGCCUUCAACGUGCCACGGCGCUUGACUACGCGUCGAAGCGGUCCGAUGCCACUGCAGUCAACUUAUUGUUGUCCCAUGGCGCCAAACUGGACGCAGACGCCAUCUACUACGCCAUUGGUCUUCGCUAUCAGAAAAACGGCACAGCCACGUUACAAGCGCUGAUUGAUCAUGGUGCUGACGUCAAUUACGUUUCGGAAAAGUACUUCACGCCGCUCCACCACGUCGUCCUCAGAGGUCAACUGGACAAACUCACACUACUGCUGGAACGAGGCGCGGAUCCGAGCAUUAAGGCGUUGCGGCGCCAAAUCUCUGCGCUAGAAUUUGCGAAAGAGAAGGGUUACACAGACAUGGCUGAGAUGAUGGAAGCUGCAAGUCGCUAG